UGAAUUCUCUAAGCCAUAUUUUAAGAAAACUCUAAAUUAAUAUUUGCCUGUUAACAAUAUUGACAAUGUUUAGUUUAUUUAGCUUGAAACAUUUCAAGCUGAACAUUUUCAAAAAGGACUUCACGCCCGCUCACCAUGGCAACGAAGCGAACAAAACACUUGCGUCCCUGAAAACAACACAACGACGGCUACACCUUGCGAUUGCAACUGGUAGAGGGACACAAAUAGUCCUUUUCUGUGCUAAAUCGGUGUCCCAUCAUGUCGCUGUUUACCGUACGCAAUUGGUGGAAAACGCAGUGUCCUACAAUCGAACCAGCGUACGAUUCCUUUUCCUUGCACUGUGCCCGGCUGUGCAUAGAGGAGGGUGAGAAGGACAGCAUCGUGGUGGGAUCCCAUUCCGGUCAGCUCUGUAUCUACCGUCCGUCCGGUGGGGCCACCAAUCUGCCCGAUCUCGAUGCGGAGGACACCGAAGGACAGGCGAAAACAACUUCCACCCCGAAUGAUCCGUUUGAGAAUGUGUUUCAACAUGCGGACGUUAUCCUGGAGGUGCAGCUAGCAUUUCCAGUGCUGGCCAUUUGCAGUGGGAAGUUUACCACGACGAAUAAAACCGAUCCCCGUUUGCAGCUGGCCGUACUGCAUCCGACAAAACUUUCCAUCUAUCAGAUCGUAACGAUAGACGGACUGGCGGAUCAUGGCGAUCAUACGCUGCUCGUAACGCUCUGCGACCAUCCGCUGUCGAAACCAGCCUUCUCCCUGUGCCAUGGCCCGUUCGGUGGUGUGAAAGGGCGAGACUUUCUUUGCGUACAACAUUUGGACGGUUCGCUACGGUUCUUCGAGCAGGAUGGUAUCAGUUAUGAGCGUACGCUGGCCACCGAUCGGCACAUACCAUCGCCGAUGCAUUAUUUGCAACGCGUCGAUUGUUUCGUAACGGUUGCACCGAGCUGGGUGUUGGAGUGUUACCGGUAUCAGGACAUUGCCGAAGCGCUCGAAUCAUUGCGCCGUCACGAUCCAAUCUGGUCGCUGUGCGUUGGCGAGUAUGCGCUCGAUCUGCAGGUGCAUCAAAUCUCCAACACCGAAUCCGUCGUUGUGAUAUUGGGUGAGAACAAUUUACUGUGCGUGUCGGACACCGGUAAGGUUCGCUUUGUCAAAAAGCUCGACUACUCCCCGAUCUGUUUCCACACCUUCGUCACCGGUUGGUACUGGGAACCUGGUGCUCGAUUGAUGCUGGCCGUUGUCUCCGAAAGUGGUUCCUUACUGCUGUACGAAAGUGAUCAAAUCAUCUGGUCUGCUCAGCUGGGUGACAUACCGGUGGCUAUCAGUCGCGCAAACGUGACUGGACUCCCAGGCGCUCUGGUUACGCUCGGCCCCACCGGAUUGCUUACGAUCGGGUAUCUCGGUUCCGAACCGCAACUGUUUCGCGUACCAGCUCUGAAUCUAGCACCAUUUGAAAUUGCUCGCUGCCAGAAGGAGUUGCUAGAGCUGGAGCGAGAAAUACGUGCCGGGGUGGAUCCGAGUGAUGCGAGCAUUGCAAACGCAGCUGCCGAAAGGGACGUUAAGUUGGGCGUUGCCAUCGGUGAGGAAACGGUCCCCUGUACUCAUCCGACAAACAUUCCCCCCGGGAUGGUCAUUGAAAUGUGCCAACUGAGUGUAACGGUAAAGGUGGAACCGAAACUUGAGGUACUGCAGCUUACGAUCAACACUGAUCAGGCGAUUGGAUGCUCUAAGGAUGCGUUUCUUUUCCGAGAUGUGGUAGCACACAGUACGGAACAAUAUGACGUGUGGAUAUAUCCGGUCGAGCAAACGCUACCAGCAACACGCACGGUAACCGUGUACUGUUCCUACACCAACAAGCAAGGCAUUACGAGGGUGCUCCAGAAGGAAGUUUCGCUCCCAUUGAAGCUAUGCCUCAAGCCAUGUACACCUUCAAAGGAAGCCCAAUACAAACUGACCCUCUCGGUUGUUACUACGGCACAGAACAUUUUCGGUAACGGAUUGGGACAAUUAUUUCCCGAGUUUGCCUCUGACGGUAACAGUGCCACUAGUGCACUUGGACUGCAACCUAUUGGAGGUGGUGAUGGACGUAGAGUCACGAUAGUAGCGGCCAAAAACACCAAUCGUUUUCGUAUACAGUCCGAUGAGCUUGGUAUUAUUCCGCUGGUAUUAGAAUGUCUCAUCGGACGUCUACAAGGUGGGCGAGAAAUUGGAACUCCAUCUGAUGGGGAAGGAAUCGCCCGGAAAGACUUGGCCAAAGUAACUAUCAACGGAGUUCCCUCGAUAAGUGGACUAUUGAGAUCGUUACAGACUCAUUGUGAAUUAAGAAAAGCUGUUAAACAACUAGAGGAGGACCUUGAGAUCACCACUGGACAGAUGCGUCUGUUCGAACGGCGAUUCGUCGUCAAGCUGCAGGAACGCUCCUUGCGUGCCCUCGACGGUAUAUUAAUGCUGCUCAAACGAAACCACAGCUCGGUGGCAAAGGUUUGUCUCCAACUGAAAACCCUACGCCAAAAGAUGAAGCUCGCUCAGAUUGAUUUAGCCGCCAUUUUGCAUUUGUUUCACCUCUACUACACUCAUGCGGCUAAUGCACCUUCGGGCACGAAAUACCUCGAACAUCUUACCGGACUUCUAAGCCACUCCGUCAUCGACAGUACUGAGCAGAGCUACGAGGAAAUGCUACUUCCCGUGGUACGCUUUUUGGAACAGUCAGGGCCACUAAAAAAUUCUACCGAACAGCCGGACACUUUCGAUGAAGCAUUCUUUUACACCGCCAAACAGCAGGAACGUGGCGAUGUGGACGUUUCCAUCCACAGUGAACUGUUGCAGAAGCAGCUUCAGCGUCUCCUUGGACGUGUUAAUGAUCGUUUCGGUACCACGGGCAAAGCGGCCGGAAGUGGCAGCGGUCGGAAUAGUGUCGAUUUCGAGGAUCAACCACUGCCGGAAGCGCAUAACGAAGAGGCAGAAGAGGAGGAUGACGAUAACCGGACUGAGGAUCGUUCGGGUUCCGAGUUCGCGAACCUCAGCUCCACCGCUAGUGAGUGGGUUAACUACGAAAAAAUGUCUGAUUUACCAUUGUAAGGUUAAGUAUUUUCUUUGCCGGAAGAUGGAUAUAUGUACCGUAAGUUGU
Anopheles funestus (African malaria mosquito) is the source of this 3121-nucleotide messenger RNA. RefSeq names its product protein PTHB1 (gene BBS9). Gene Ontology annotation, biological process: cilium assembly. The record is from RefSeq and is a predicted model, not a curated record. NCBI's taxonomy places the organism in Eukaryota, Metazoa, Arthropoda, Insecta, Diptera, Culicidae. Bases 259 to 3072 code for a protein of 937 amino acids. The transcript is spliced from 6 exons. Gene Ontology annotation, molecular function: protein binding. Gene Ontology annotation, cellular component: membrane; BBSome.